AUGGCUCCUCUGAGGCUGCUCUCGCGUCCUGCUACCGCCCUCUCUGCUGUGCCACGAACCCUCCCACGGCUGGUCCGCUUUCAAUCCACUUCCAGCAGCUAUGAAAACAUUUUGGUGUCUACACCCAGACCAGGCGUUGGACUCAUCACGCUCAAUCGUCCGAAAGCCCUGAACGCCCUCUCUAGUGCUUUGUUUGUUGAAUUAAACGAUGCUCUGAAGAAAUACGAAGACGACAAGGAUAUUGGUGCAAUUGUUCUGACCGGCAGUGACAAGGCAUUUGCAGCCGGCGCAGAUAUCAAAGAGAUGGCUCCCUUGACCUUUUCCGACGCCUAUGUCAACAACUUCAUAGCCCCUUGGUCUUACAUGACAACCCUACGAAAACCCAUCAUCGCAGCAGUCUCGGGACAUGCUCUUGGUGGAGGAUGUGAGCUUGCCAUGAUGUGCGACAUCCUGUAUUGCACCAAGACUGCAAACUUUGGGCAACCCGAGAUCAAGCUCGGCACGAUACCAGGUGCAGGAGGGUCCCAGCGCCUCACCGCAGCCCUUGGGAAGAGCAAGUCUAUGGAACUCAUUCUCACAGGCAACAAUCUUAGUGGCGAGGAGGCCGAGAAACACGGUCUCGCUGCCAAAGCCUUCGAGGGGGGAAACAAAGAGGUUCUUGAGGGUGCUCUAAACACGGCGGAAAAGAUUGCUAGUUACAGUCGGGUGGCGGUCAUUGCGGCCAAAGAAGUUGUCAACAAGAGCCAGGACCUUGGGGUCAGAGAGGGUGUUGAAUACGAACGACGCAUAUUCCACAGUCUGUUUGGUAGCCAAGAUCAAAAGAUUGGCAUGAAGGCGUUUGCAGAGAAGAAAAAGGCCGAGUGGACUAACUCGUGA
Messenger RNA from Fonsecaea nubica, 876 nucleotides. RefSeq lists its product as hypothetical. Gene Ontology annotation, molecular function: enoyl-CoA hydratase activity. Gene Ontology annotation, cellular component: mitochondrion. The coding region runs from base 1 to 876 and encodes 291 amino acids. The transcript is spliced from 3 exons. The record is from RefSeq and is a predicted model, not a curated record. Gene Ontology annotation, biological process: fatty acid beta-oxidation. Lineage: Eukaryota; Fungi; Ascomycota; Eurotiomycetes; Chaetothyriales; Herpotrichiellaceae.